AUGAUCAACCUCAGGAGGGAAUCGAAAUUUAUCCUGAAGCUGCGGAGGAGCAUGGGGCAUUGGCCAUCUCUAAACAACGGGAGAGCCAAAUGGACGCCCCGCUCGGGAAUGGCAAACCACCACGCGCUGACGAGUAAGCGGCAUUUGAGUUUACACGAGUAUAUAUCAAUAGAUCUGUUGCGAAACAAUAUGAUCCCAUGUGCACAAGGGUACGCAGCGAAAACGCCAGAGGAGGCGGAGGAAAAGGCCCUGGAGCUGCAAAACCUCUGUGGAGACGUCGACUUAGUAAUAAAAGCGCAGAUAUUAAGUGGAGGAAGAGGAGUGGGGUAUUUUAAAGAAAACAACUUCGAAGGAGGAGUUCACAUCUGUCGCAACAGUACAGAAGUGAAAGAAAUAGCAUCGAAGAUGUUAAGAAACACACUGGUGACCAAGCAGACAGGAGAGGAGGGAAAGAAGUGCAACACCGUUUUUAUAUGCGAAAGGUUUUACAUAAGAAAAGAAAGGUAUGUUGCGCUUUUACUGGACCGAAGCUCAGAUGGGAUAGUCCUCCUGGGAUCCUCCACGGGAGGUUCCUCUAUCGAAGAAAUAAGCAAAAAGAACCCAGAGGCUAUACACAAAAUGAGGAUAGAUGUACAAAACGGGUUCAGCAGCGGGCAAUCACGUGAAUUUUGCGAAAAAAUUGGGUUCAAAAAUACCCAAUUGGACAUCGCCACAGAUGUAAUAGCGAACCUAUAUAAAAUCUUUACACAGUAUGAUUGCACGCUGCUCGAGAUUAACCCCUUUUCGGAGACCAACGAUGGGAGGGUCCUCUGCUGUGAUGCCAAACUGAAUUUCGACGAUAACGCAGAGUACCGACAGAAGGAGAUAUUUCAGAAGAGGGAUCUCUCUCAAGAAAAUGCUGAAGAAAUACAAGCCAAGAAAUUUAACUUAAAUUACGUUUCCCUUGAUGGGAACAUCGCUUGCAUGGUCAAUGGGGCAGGCCUAGCCAUGGCUACCUUAGAUCUGAUUGUACUGCAUAGCGGUUCUCCCUCUAACUUCCUCGACGUCGGUGGAGGCGCAACGGAGGACGAAAUUACAGAGGCAUUAAAAAUUAUUAACAAAAAUCCCAAGGCCAAGGUGUGCUUUAUUAAUAUCCUGGGGGGCAUCAUGAGGUGCGACAUCAUCGCCAGGGGCAUUAUUAGGGCAUUCAAAGAGGAGGCCGCCUUUGGGAAGCCCCUCAUAGUCAGGCUGGAGGGGACGAACCAGGACGAGGCGGAGGAGCUCCUCCGCCAGUCGGGCGUCAAGUGCGUUUUCUGCCAGGACAUGAACCUCGCCGCGCAGAAGAGCGUCGCCAUGGCGCGCAUCAUGGAGACCGCCGAGGGAGCGGGCGUGCGGGUCGCCUUCACGUGA
Molecule: messenger RNA, 1389 nt
Organism: Plasmodium vivax (malaria parasite P. vivax)
Lineage: Eukaryota; Apicomplexa; Aconoidasida; Haemosporida; Plasmodiidae
Product: ATP-specific succinyl-CoA synthetase beta subunit, putative
Exons: 1
Coding region: 1-1389 (462 amino acids)
Biological process (GO): tricarboxylic acid cycle; succinyl-CoA metabolic process
Cellular component (GO): mitochondrion; succinate-CoA ligase complex
Molecular function (GO): ATP binding; succinate-CoA ligase (ADP-forming) activity
Source: RefSeq, a predicted model, not a curated record